Molecule: messenger RNA, 895 nt
Organism: Oryzias latipes (Japanese medaka)
Lineage: Eukaryota; Metazoa; Chordata; Actinopteri; Beloniformes; Adrianichthyidae
Gene: sncga
Product: synuclein, gamma a
Biological process (GO): chemical synaptic transmission; synapse organization; synaptic vesicle endocytosis
Cellular component (GO): neuronal cell body; cytoplasm; axon terminus
Molecular function (GO): cuprous ion binding
Source: RefSeq, a predicted model, not a curated record
UUCUUCUCCUCUCAUCCAGUAGCAGGAAGAACAGAUGCUGGAGGACGAGGAGCGGUGAGACGACCAGAGGACAGAGCACAGGAGGACGAAGAGAGCAGACGACAAACAAACCAAACAGAAGACAAAAAACAAAGCGUCAUGGAUGUUCUGAAGAAGGGAUUCUCCAUGGCGAAGGACGGAGUGGUGGCUGCUGCAGAAAAGACAAAGGCUGGGGUGGAGGAGGCUGCCACCAAAACGAAGGAGGGGGUCAUCUAUGUCGGAAACAAGACGAUGGAGGGGGUGGUGACAGGGGUCAACACAGUUGCUCAGAAGUCAACGGAGCAGGUCAACGUUGCUGCUGAAACUGCAGUGGCUGGGGCCAAUGAGGUUGCCGAGGCAACAGUGGAAGGAGUGGAGAACGCAGCGGUGGCGAGUGGAUUUGUCAGCAUGGAGGAGGCGGGACCAGUGGCUGCAGAGGCUGACCUACCAAAAACAGCAGCAGGAGGAGAACAGAACCAGCCAGCUGCGGAAUAGACUCCGAAUGACCUAAAGGAGAAGAGGAGGAAGAUGCAGCGACCUUCAUCUCCUAAGGAUUACUCUCCAAUCAGUAAAUAGGCUUUACCUUCAUAUUCCCAGCUGUUGCUAUGCUUACGCAGCCUCUGCCUGUCGCGCUCUCGUGGCCACAAAGGCAAGUAGAGUCAAGCGCUUGAAAUGCAGUCAGCUUAUUGGCCAGAGUGGAGUUUGACUUGACAUGAAGAUGUGAAAUGACAGCCCCGCCCUCCUGUGGUCAGACAGCUGACAGAGCCUGCCUCCUGAUAGACUGCCUAGCCUGGAGCUGGUCACAUGACUCACACUCACUUCCUGUCAGCUAAUUGUGCUUUGGAAACUAAAAUAAAAUAAAAGAGUUUGAACUCCA